AUGAUCAAAACGCAAGAAAUGAAAGUAAUCAAUUGAGAAAAAGUAAUAAAUAAUAAACAAUGAAACAAUCAUCUUAAUCCUUUCAGCUCAUUUUUGCCAUUCAAUACACGGUCUCAUAUUUGGAAAAAAUCUAUUCAAAAGACUCUUCAACUCGUCUCAUUCAAAACAAAAAGACACGAAGUAUUUCCGAACUUGUCAAACAUUAUAAAUGUGGAACACUAGAAGAAAAGAUUUUUGACACUCCAGAAAUCAUCGACUCUAAUUCUGAAGACAAGAAAAAAGCCGAUUUGGUAAGUAUUUCACUAUAAAAAACAAUUUUUCUACGCCUGUGUGUAUGUGUGUACUUGAGAAAAAGAAGAAAAUUUUGUUACACACUCACACACGCACAACGGAAAAAUAGCUAGAGAAAGAGGGUGGCAGCUGGUAUUUGAAGGCGAAAUGCUAUUUGAGAGAAUGUGGUCGCGUGGCGCAAUGGAUAACGCGUCUGCCUACGGAGCAGAAGAUUGUAGGUUCGAAUCCUGCCGUGAUCGAAAUUUUUUUUCCAUUUUGAACAUUUUCUAAUAUUUCACAUUUUGUCAGAGAAAAUUUAUUUUUUUUUCAGAUUGACAAAAAGCUAAAGCAAGACAUAAUUGUUCGACGAAACGCUCGAAUGGCAAAUCGACUUAAUUCAAUGUUAAAUGCUACACAGAACAAAAUAAUAUUUUCUGCAAUCGGAACUGGUCAUUUUUUCGGGAACCACAGUGUUUUAAAUCAUUUGAAAAAUCAAGGAUAUGUUAUUGAAGAAAUUGAUGAUGAUGAUAUAAUGUAAGUUUGAUAGCGCUGAAUUUAAUUGAAUUUUUUUAUAAUUAAAUUGAACUCUUGCAGAACCCCAUCAAUAAAAAAUUUACAAAGACAGAAAACAUUCAAUUCAAUGUGGACACGUCGUCGACCACUAACAGAAGAUUCCAUAACUAUCGAAUUUAUUGAAAAACCAAACAGUGCAUUCGCAAACUUUCAUAAUUAUUUGUUUUUGAUUAUUUUAUUGAUUUAUUAUAUUAGAUAA
Molecule: messenger RNA, 1042 nt
Organism: Caenorhabditis angaria
Lineage: Eukaryota; Metazoa; Nematoda; Chromadorea; Rhabditida; Rhabditidae
Source: the annotation of a GenBank genome assembly